This is a messenger RNA of Helianthus annuus (common sunflower), 1916 nucleotides long. RefSeq lists its product as uncharacterized. The transcript has 2 exons. NCBI's taxonomy places the organism in Eukaryota, Viridiplantae, Streptophyta, Magnoliopsida, Asterales, Asteraceae. Bases 250 to 1695 code for a protein of 481 amino acids. The record is from RefSeq and is a predicted model, not a curated record.
AAACCGGACACCCUUAUCCCACAACACCGUAACCUACAUCUCCAUGUCCAACUGUCCGACCUCUACCUUCUUCCGUCGCCGAACACCGCACCACCACCAUUUCCCACCGUCUGCACCUCCCUGUGACCAGAAUCACCACCCGAAUAAAACCCCUAGACCAUUUAUAACGUCCGGGUGUCACAUAGCAGUGAAUAGGGACUUUCACAAUUCGAAAUUUUCACUUUUUCUCGCACAAUCGACGACUCAGGCAUGGCUAGUAGUUCUAGGCGUGGGAAAGGUAGGAAAACCGGAAAGGGUCAGACGGCACCGCAGCAGGAUCCGGUUCCUCACGAGACUCCAAUUAUUCAAAUCGCUGCUGAUGAUCCGAAAUUAAGGAAAAUCAAAUAUCGAACCUCGUAUAACUUUAUCCCGGAUCAGAAAACGCACAGAGACGAUCACCCGAUUCUAAAGUUUGAAGAAGAUUCACCCGAAUGGGAUAAGUUUGAAAAGUUGAAAGAUACUGAGCUCCUUCAACACCGGGUUAUUGAUUGGAAGUGGUUGGAGGAGAUAGGUUCAGAGCAGGAGGUGAGGGAACUCUUGGUUCAGAGAUUGAUUUAUGCGAUGAACUGCACCGAGCCUCAGUAUGAGGAGUUAGUGUUAGAGUUCCAUAGUACAUGGGUGCACAAGGAGGGUAAGUUCGAGCAGGGCACGGCUGUAUCAUUUAGCUUUGGAAGGCAAGUGUAUGAAAUGAAUGUGCCGAGGUUUGUUGUCGUUUCGGGUUUGUAUACGGAAGAGGAGGUGAGGAGACCGGAGUUUGCUACUUACUUACGGGGUGCGUAUAGUGAGCGUAGGGACUGUAGUGUUGGUAAAGCUGAGCUGAAAAAGUUUUGGAAUACGAUUUCUAAUCGUGAAUUUGGGCAAACGAACCUUAUCACAUCGGUUCGUAACCCAGUCUAUAGAUAUGUACUGAAGAUCCUAUCGACGACAUUGAUGGGUAGAAAGUCGGGGGAAAACAAAGCAAAUUGGCUCGAGCUUUUCAUCUUGAUGUGUAGGGUACAGAAGAAGGAAUUUAAUCUGGCUACUGUUCUAGCAGAUUCUUUUAGCAGAGGUAGGAGGGGAGGUAUUAGAGCUGGGUUGGAUAUGGGCCCCUACAUUACCAGGAUUGCAACAAAUUUGGGAGUGUUUGACACAUAUCUUCCCGAAUUUCUACACAGGGGGCCCAAGACAGUGGUAUUUGGGAUGGAGGAGUUGCAAAAGGCGGGAAUAGUGUCGUGGCAAGCACCCUACGGCUGGGAGCCGAUCAAAGAGGGUCCGCAUGUUCAGGUGCCUCAGAGACGACCAGCUGAGGUUGUCGUGACUCAGACUGAGCCUACACUUACGCAGCAGCCACCACAGGCACCUGAGCAGCCAGUACGUCAAGUUCAUAGGAGACACCCUUUAUCUGAACCCCUUACUUUGGAGUCAUUCUCUGGCUAUGUGGAGCAGAGAUUUGACAGGUUGGAGCAGAUGAUUGAGGCACUUAAGAAGGGUCAGUCGAGGCAGGAUGAUGUUCUUCGUUAUAUGAUGACCGUUCAGAGCAUGAGGAUUCCGGAUUACUUCCGGCCAGGGCAGGAGGGCCAGGCUGGUGUUGGUGCACAGGCUGAUCCGGAGCCUCCAUUUCAGGUGUUUGAGGAGAGCAGUCAUGAUUCCGAUAGUGGUGCAGCUGGACAGCAGUGAGGAGUAGGUUGGGGAUUGCAUGAGGAUGCAGAGUAGCAGCUGACUAUUAUAUCUUUUGAUUAGUAUUUUUAUUUUGUGCUGUUUUGAUCCUCGCUUUUGGUCUGUAUUUGAUAUUCGUACACUUAAAACAGGUUGGUUAGGGAUGGAUGGGUUGGUGAAUGUUGGAACUGAUGAACUACUGAUAUUUUUGAUAUAUAUUUAUGAUGAUAUGUUUGGUAGUU